GCCUAAUAUGUUAUGUUAUAACAUUGCAUAACCUCAAAAAUAUAAAGAACUUAUUGGAAAUAUUUGUUACAAUAAUGCCAGAAGAAUCAACUACCAACGAAGAUAAUAAUGAAGUUCCGAAAUUGCAAUAUGAAUGGAUGAUUAGACCCUGCAAUGUUUAUGAUGAAGAAUAUGGGGAUUGCAGAUCCAUCCGAGGCAGGUUGCAUCAGAGAUUUGUCCAUGGCUCAAGUGUGGAUUGCUCACAGUGGAAAAGGGAUUAUGAUAACUGUGUUAAAUGGGAGGAGAAGAAAGAUCUUAAAGCUGCUAAUGAAUUGAUUAAGAGUGAAAUCAAUCGAAGAAAAGAGAGGCUGCAGGCGCACAUUGAAAACGAUGUUUGGGGAAAGAGGAAAGAACCACCGUCUGAUUGGAAUAGGCCUUUGCCGGAGGAGAUGGUUAAGCAAUACGAAAACACGUAUCUUCAUAUAAAGAAUCAGGAGAUGAAAGGUGAAAUUCCGCCGACCAUCGAUAGUAAAUGUUCGAUAAUGUAACUUUGAUGAUCAUACCUCAUAAUUGAAUAGUCCGACGAUAAUUCAUGUUAUGGUUAUGAAUGAAACUGUGAAAGUCCACUACCUCCUGGGAAGUUGCGUACGGGUGAAUUGUAAAUUGAUAUAGAUCGAUGUAGGUGAUGUUAUGUAAUAUGUUUUAAAAGAAAAUAAACGAGCAAGUAUAUCGUUUACGUGAGUAAUUAAUAUCU
Messenger RNA from Nicrophorus vespilloides, 733 nucleotides. RefSeq names its product UPF0545 protein C22orf39 homolog. NCBI's taxonomy places the organism in Eukaryota, Metazoa, Arthropoda, Insecta, Coleoptera, Silphidae. The transcript has 3 exons. Bases 75 to 527 code for a protein of 150 amino acids. The record is from RefSeq and is a predicted model, not a curated record.